This is a messenger RNA of Tachysurus fulvidraco (yellow catfish), 3891 nucleotides long. It is a transcript of the gene dclre1b, whose product is annotated as DNA cross-link repair 1B. Gene Ontology annotation, biological process: double-strand break repair via nonhomologous end joining; interstrand cross-link repair; protection from non-homologous end joining at telomere. The transcript is spliced from 4 exons. The coding region runs from base 750 to 2492 and encodes 580 amino acids. The record is from RefSeq and is a predicted model, not a curated record. Gene Ontology annotation, molecular function: 5'-3' DNA exonuclease activity; damaged DNA binding. Lineage: Eukaryota; Metazoa; Chordata; Actinopteri; Siluriformes; Bagridae.
ACAUGCUGCAACCUAAACUUCAGAUAAUAUUCAGAUAUAAUUCGUCUAGAUAGAAAAAUAAGAUUUUUAUAAUAUAGACGAGUUGUGUUUUUAUAAUAUGCGUUUAUUUAAUGUCUCAGCUUCCGUGUUACUGUAUUAGAUUUGUAGUGUUAAUGUGCCUUUAAGGACUCUAUCAGCCAACGGGAAAUGUUUGUUUUUUUUCUUGGCGGCCCAAACAAAUGAGUUACACAGCGAGGUGAUGUUAUGCACGUGGAUUGUGUUUUGUUUGCUUGUAUAAUUGUUUUUUAAACACACUUCGAUGCUAUCCGGCUGUUUUAGAUCGCGAAUGCAUGACGCUGGUUAUCUGGCUAGUUUAAACAACGCUGUGUUUUCAAACUACGGCACUGCUAGCUGCGAUAGCUAGCUAGCAUAAUAAAACAUCUGACCGCCUUUUUAUUUAUUAUUAUUAUUAUUAUUAUUAUUAUUUUAGGAAUUCAUAUUCGAAAAAGUGUUAUAUAAAUAAAAUAUUUCUAUUCAGGCGUCAAACAUACGGAUAAGUACAGCUAAGACAGAAAUGUUUUUUGUUGACUAGCCGAAGCCUGUAUUUAUUGUCAUGUUAAAAUCCAUAAGUUACUAUGACAACGCUAGGGAAGUUAACAUCUGUUAGAGUCAGUGAGAUACUAAAUAACUGAGUAUAGAGUAAAUGCUCUACUCAGAAGCGCAGACUUGCCUUGUUUAAACUCUUGAGGUUUUUCCAAGUAGCAGAGGAGAUGAAUGGGAAAGUUAUUCCAUACACCCCUAUGGCUGUGGACUGCUGGCAGCUCAGAAAGUGCAGCCACGUCCGGCUUUUCUUCCUCUCACACAUGCACUCAGAUCACACAUCUGGACUCACAUCCACCUGGAGCCACCGGCCCAUAUACUGCUCUCCUCUCACCGCAAAGCUCCUCACACUCAAACUACAGGUGAAUGAGAAAUGGAUCCGGCCUCUGGAGGUUGGGGAGCCACACAUGUUGCCCCUGGAUGACAUUGGGAAGGAAAAAUUGACUGUUACGCUUAUUGAUGCCAACCAUUGUCCUGGGGCUGUUAUGUUUUUUUUCGAGGGCUACUUUGGUGCUAUUCUUUACACUGGUGACUUUCGGUACACUCCAUCAAUGCUUCGUGAGCCGUGUCUCAGGAACAAUACUACUAUCGAUGUGCUUUAUUUGGACAACACUAACUGUGACCCAACACGUUCAAUUCCCACUCGCCAGCGAGCCUGUCAGCAGAUGAAGGAGAUUAUAAGAAGCCACCCAAACUACACCGUGGUCAUCGGCAUGUAUGCACUAGGAAAAGAGUCUCUGAUUGUAGAGUUGGCACUGGAGUUUAAGACCUGGGUGGAGGUAGAUGUGGAGCGUCUGCAGACACUACGGUUGCAGGAGCUGCCUGAUGUGUUCAGCACAGAGCCCGGCUCGGGGCGUUUCCGUGUCGUUGCUCAAUCCGAGAUCACUGCGUGCAAUCUUUUGGCCUGGAAUAAGGAGCAUCCUACCAUCGCCAUACUGCCCACCAGCCGCCCAGUGGUCUCCUGUCACCCUAAUGUCCACGUCGUGCCCUACUCAGACCAUUCCUCCUACCAGGAGUUGGAGGACUUUGUUUCAGCUUUGCGUCCUCUCUCUCUGGUGCCAAUUGUGGGCAGCUGUAUGCCGAACUUCUCUCAUUUCUGCCGACGCAAGAAGCGACACGAGGUGAUGAUACCCGAAUCAGUACAGCACUACAUGAGGUCAAAGCCUAAUAAUCAGCCGUUUACUUUCAGAAGAAACAUUCAUCAUCAUUCUUUGCACACAGUAGUUCAAGGGGUUGUGUUCGAGUCACCUGGAAAAAAUCCCAGCCUCAGUAGCCAUAAUGCUGAUGAAGAUUCAGAUGCUGUGGAGGCAGACUUUGAUUUCGAACUAGAUGAAAACUCUGACUGCAUUCUGUUAGACAUGAGCACAGACCUUGUGCAUGAUGUUAAUACUCAACACCCUAAGAGUUUGAUUCGGAUCAUGUCAGAGGAUGAAACCACGAUUGACAGUCUCCCUCUAGAUGAGACCGAUUCCCCCGUUUCUCUUAAAGGAUCAACGUCACUUUAUAAUAAUAGCACCAGCAGAGCCACAGCUUUUCCCUGUGACAGAGUCACUGCUGUGACCCACAACCAAAGUCCCAGGAAGAAGAGCCCUGAAAUGGGAAACAUUAACUCCAGAGUGAUGUGCUCAUCAAUGGACAGCAUUAGUCUUCACGACAGCAGUUGUGUAAUUACUUUAGCAGCUUUAACACCAUCUGAAACACAUCCUGAUUCAUCAGAAGCAUUCGAUACAGUCGACAGAGAGAAAGCCGAGCAAUGGCUUCUCAACAACUUCACUAUUCCAGAGGAAGAACUCACAUGUCAAUACGGAGUCGUUCGAGGCCUACACGAGGUGUAUCCACUCACGCCAAUCAAUAUGCCAAACGCUGAGGGUGAUCUAUUUGAGGCUGCAAUACAGAGAUUCAAAUCCAAAUAGGUAUCUAAAUCAUUUAGGACAGGGGUCUCUUUGAUUUCAGUGAAAACCUGAAGCCCUUUCCUGAUAAGACUGUACACCUCCAUUUACAACACGGACAAUAGCGUAUAAGAUAAUAAGAGUGAAACAUGCAGUUGAAAAGUGUGUGUGAACGUGAUGUUAAUGUAACGUGAUGUGUUUUAUUAAGUAUACCCACCGUUUGCCUUCUUUAAAUCAGAUCUUGAGAAAGCUAAGGAAGCAGAACUUUUUUCUUCUGCUUAAUCCACAGUAACAGCCACUACACUCUCUUCAGUUUUCCAAUACAACUUGCUUCAUUUACAGUUAUUUGCAUCAAGUUGUAAAACUCUUCUCUAGCGUGUUCAGUAUUUUUCUGCUUAUUAUGGUAUAGUAUUAUGUAGCACUUUAAACCAUGUUCCUUCCUACUGCAGAAUCUUGUAUUGAGUUCUUGUUAUAUAUCAAACCAAAUCCAUUAUGUGUCUUGUUAUUAUGCCUAAGUGAGUGUAACUGAUUGUCUUUUUAAAAGUAUGGAAACCAUUAUUGUAUUAAAAAAUUAAGAAAUAAUUUUACGCUUUGGCUGUUUUAUAAGUUGUUUGCUGUAACAAUGUUUUUGUAAAACCUCAUUUUGGAAUUGUUAUAAAACUAUCUUAGAUUUUUGGUUGUCAUUUGGUCACAUCAUCAAUAUUAGAGGAGUAUUACAGUAUGUUGUUUGCGUGUAUUGUAUUGUGUUGUAUACUGUAUGAUUUACAGAUGUGUUUUGACACUGAAAUAUAUUUUAAUACCUGAAUUGUGAUUUCUUAGAGUGAUGCUUUUAAAUUCAUGUUCAGGUUCUAGUGAAUCAAAUUUGAACUCAUCAUUAACAUGGAAAGGAAAGUUAUUUAAUUCAUCCAUUCAUUCAUCUUCAGUAACCGGUUUGUUUGUCCUGGUAACACUGGGUGCAAAGAUGAUAGGAUACCAGUCCAUCAAACAGACAGUCCACCUAACUGUAUGUUUGUAGUCCAUCUGGGGAUAUGCAGAACUCCACACUGCCCCUAUAUAAUACUGUAGUGAUGUUAUAUACAGUAUUUAAGUAAAUUUCUUGUAGGCACAGUGGCUUAUUGCCUCAUGCCUCCAGUGUUGAGGGUUAUAUUCCUGCCCUGUUCUGCAGUUGCAUUUACUUUUAUGGCAUUUGGCAGGUGCCCUCUUUAUCCAGAUUGACAGAUUGACUUUAAUUCAGUGUUAUUAAAAUGUUCUAUCAGCUACACAAGGAAAGUGUGGGAGAAAAUGCAGAAAUAAGCAAAAUGAAUGUUAUUUUUCUAUUCAUGGUUGUUUUUUCCAACUAAUUUAGUUGAGAAGUCAAUCGUAAAGUUUUUAGUAAUGAGAGAAAUAAAUGAUUGUUUUGCAAAAUAAAUAAUAUGAUCAAGAA